CCAAGCUGCGGCCACCCGCCGGGACCAGCCUCGCCGCCGCGCGCCAAAACCCUAAACCCUCCCCGCCUCCGCCUCCGCCGCCGCCGCGCGACCGCUCCCACCAGAGAUGGGGCGAGACAAGAGCCGGCGUCUCUCCGGCAGCCGCGACUUCCGGCAGCGCCUGGUGCUGGCGACGCUCACCUCCACCGCCGUCACCAUCGUGGACAUCCGCUCCGGGGACGCGGCGCCGGGGCUCCGCCCUCACGAGGUCUCCCUCCUCCGCCUCCUCGACAAGAUCUCCGACCACCACACCAUUGAGCUCAACGAUACAGGAACGAAGCUGAAGUACCGACCGGGAGUGAUUAUAGGGGGAAAGGGCCUUGAGCACGAUUGCGGGGUACACCGGGGUAUUGGCUACUUCCUUGAGCCGCUCAUACUGCUUGGUCUAUUUGCGAGGGCUCCUAUAUCGAUUCGGCUCAAAGGAAUCACUAAUGAUACGAAGGACCCUUCUGUGGAUACUUUCCGGACAACAACCUUGCAUAUGCUCAAGCACUUUGGUGUUCCUCUGGAGGGUUUCGAUCUAAAAAUUGAUAGCCGUGGAUCUCCUCCUCUUGGUGGCGGUGAGGUGUCUCUCUGGGUUCGCAAUAUAAAUAGCACAUUGACGGCAGCAAAUUGGGUAGAUGAAGGUAUGGUGAAGAGGAUAAGGGGUGUUUCGUUCGCCACUAGAGUAUCGCCACAAUUGCAAAGCCGCAUUAUAUAUGCUGCACGUGGAAUCUUCAAUCGCUUCAUUCCUGAUGUUCAUAUAGACAAGGAUCAUAGAUCUGGUUCUGCUGGUGGGAGGUCACCAGGCUAUGGUGUAACAUUAGUUGCUGAGACCACUACGGGAUGCCUGCUCUCUGUAGAUGUCACUGUGAGUUGUCCUAGUGUUGAUGAAAUAAAUGAAGAAUCUGAGAAGCCUGAGCUGACUUCUCCAGAGGAUCUUGGUGUUCAAGCUGCAUCAAUGCUACUAGAAGAGGUGGCUCAAGGAGGUGUUGUUGACUCUACACAUCAGGGCCUUCUAUUUAUCCUGUGUGCUUUAUGCCCACCUGAUGUAUCAAAGGUUCGAGUGGGACAGCUGACUCCAUAUGGUAUAGAGACACUUCGAAACAUCAGAGAUUUUCUUGACGUCAAGUUCAUCAUCAAGCCUGAUCCCAAUUCGAACACAGUUACAUUAAAAUGUGUUGGUGCGGGAGUGAAGAAUCUUGCUCGGAAGAUUUCAUAAGCAACAGGACCAUAUUAAUCUGAUAAAGGAUUCAUGAUACAUCAAGAGACUACUAUGAGACCCUGUUUGUAACUGCAGACAGCAGUGGAGUUUCCCUUAGCUGCUCCUGCUGAAAUUCUGUUCGAGGUCACGCAUAUUAUAGACUGAAAACCUAAAUUUUAAGGCAUCUAAGUCGGCUUCACUAUUUUAAAUUCCUGUCAA
This is a messenger RNA of Sorghum bicolor (sorghum), 1441 nucleotides long. RefSeq names its product probable RNA 3'-terminal phosphate cyclase-like protein. NCBI's taxonomy places the organism in Eukaryota, Viridiplantae, Streptophyta, Magnoliopsida, Poales, Poaceae. The coding region runs from base 107 to 1240 and encodes 377 amino acids. The transcript is spliced from 6 exons. Gene Ontology annotation, biological process: ribosome biogenesis; endonucleolytic cleavage of tricistronic rRNA transcript (SSU-rRNA, 5.8S rRNA, LSU-rRNA). Gene Ontology annotation, cellular component: nucleolus. Gene Ontology annotation, molecular function: RNA endonuclease activity. The record is from RefSeq and is a predicted model, not a curated record.